Molecule: messenger RNA, 798 nt
Organism: Melospiza georgiana
Lineage: Eukaryota; Metazoa; Chordata; Aves; Passeriformes; Passerellidae
Product: fibrinogen-like protein 1-like protein
Exons: 2
Coding region: 1-798 (265 amino acids)
Source: RefSeq, a predicted model, not a curated record
AUGGUCACAUUUCUUCUUUCUUCUUGUCUCUUUCUACCAGCUCAGUCUCUUCUGCUCCUUGCUUCUCUGCUCAUCUUGGCUUCACCAGGCCAUUGUGUGCACACACAAAGCCUAAACACCUUCAAGAAAUCUCCCUCCAACUCUUCACUGAGUGCUCUGAAGAGAACCACUUGGCCCAGGGACUGCAGCGAGGUUCUGGCUGGCAGCCCCAGUGGUGUGUACAUCAUCCAGCCCACGGGGCUGCACCCCAUCAUGGUGUUCUGUGAGAUGAGCGGGGCAGACGGGGGCUGGACCGUCAUCCAGAGGAACCGGCGGGACACGGACAUCACCUGGGCCGAGUCCUGGAGCACCUACAAGCACGGCUUUGGCAAUGUGCACGCUGAGUUCUGGCUGGGCACCGAGUACAUCCACCAGAUCACCAGGCAGAAGAUGUACCAGGUCAGGUUUGUCAUCUGGGAUGCUGCAAACAACAUGAAGUUCGCAGACUACAACCUGUUCAGCCUGGAUGAUGAGUCCCAGGGCUACCGGCUGAGGCUGGGAGCGCACUCGGGGACAGCAGAGGAUGCCAUGGAUUCUGACAAUCCCAGGAAAGUGCACAACAACAUGAAGUUCUCCACCAAGGAUCGGGAUCAGGACACUUACAGAGGGAACUGUGCCUCACGCUAUGGGGGUGGGUGGUGGUACUCAGCGUGUUACUCUGUGCAGCUGAACGUCAAGGGGGGGCUGACGUGGGGCAAGCUGUGCAAGGGGACCUGCAGAGCCUCGGCCAUCCUCAUCAAACCAACCCCACACCCCUAG